AUGGUUUUAAAUGAAGAAAGAGCAAAAUCAGUGACUCCUGAAAAAUAACAAGAGUCCACGCCUCAUUUGAGUUCUAUUUUACGAUCUAGAAUUAAAAAGAAUGAAGAGAAUUCUAAUUCUUUAAUCAACAAUGAUGAAUAAUUAAAUAAUAAUUAAAUUAAGUCUAUAGAACUAAAGUAUAAAAUAAAACUACAAGAAUAGGAGAAUACAAUUAAUUUAUUGAAAUAACAUAUCGAAAAUAUUGAGAACAAACAUAAAGAAAAUAUAUCAAAGAUGAGGGACUAAAUGAUUAAAGUGUAAGAUGAAAUGUUCAAAAAGUAGGAAGAAUAAAUACAUGAAAUAAACAAAUUGAGAAAAUCUUAUGAUGAUAAAAUAGCUCAAUAUGUCUCUUAAAUAGACAGUGAAACUCAAUUUAAUAAUUCGCUUUAAUCAAAAUUGGAUGAAUUAAGAAAUGUUCAUUAAAUUAAAUAACAAGAAGCAUAGUAAACAAUCUCUCAAUUAAGGGCUGAAAUUGAAAGGAGAAAGUUUACAGAAGAGCAAAUUUUAAUAGAUUCUGAAAGUCAACAGAUUAAACUGAAAAAAGAAUUCUAGUAAGAAUUUGAAAGAAGCAUUACAAUAAUGAAAAAUGAUUGUGCUAUAUAAAUUGAAGAGUUAAAGUAAAUAUUAGGAGGAAGAAGCGAAUAAAUUUAAUCCUUACAAUUGUAAAUUUAAUAAUUACAAAAUACAUCAAAGGAAAUUGAAUCUGUAUGGUCAAAGAGACUCCAGCAAGAAUAGUAAUGUUAGGAUGAGUUAAAAGUAAAGUACUCACAUUGUAAGGAUGAUUGUGAAGCUUUGAAAAAGGAAAUAAAGAAUCUCCAAAAAGAAAUAGAUAUAUAUUAAAAGGAGAAUGAGUUGUUUCAGAAAGAAAAAAUGUCAUUAACUAAAUAAUUGAAUCAAUAAACGGAGAAAAAAGAGAAAAUGGAUCGAUUCAUAUAUGGAUCUAAGAAAUCACAAACAAAAAUCAAAAUCUGA
Messenger RNA from Paramecium tetraurelia, 1011 nucleotides. RefSeq lists its product as uncharacterized. NCBI's taxonomy places the organism in Eukaryota, Ciliophora, Oligohymenophorea, Peniculida, Parameciidae. The record is from RefSeq and is a predicted model, not a curated record. The transcript is spliced from 3 exons.